Messenger RNA from Labrus bergylta (ballan wrasse), 4271 nucleotides. RefSeq names its product trichohyalin. Lineage: Eukaryota; Metazoa; Chordata; Actinopteri; Labriformes; Labridae. The record is from RefSeq and is a predicted model, not a curated record.
AAGGAGAAGAAGAGACGAGGAGGACAUGGAGUCUCAGAGGGAGCAGGUCAUGUGGAGGCUCGAGAAGCUGCUCGGUGACACCUGUAACGUCGGAGGUCUGGCAGGAGAAACCCACCCUGCUUCAGACAGCAUCUGCACCGAGGACUUCAUCACACGCUUCAGAGAUGAGAUGGUUGAACUUGCAUUUCCAGAGAGAUAUAUUCAACAACAAGACCCAGAAGAAGAGCCUGAGAGGGCGGAGAUAUCAGACUGUGACACUUUGCAGAAUGAACCACAGCAGAAAGGUUUUCUUAAUGUUGACAGAGGAGAAACAGCUCUGACUGGGAGGAGUAAUAAAGACACAGAGACUGCUCACUAUUCUGAGGCAAAGAAGAUAUCUGAGAGAAAGGAUCCGAGGAGACGUCUGUCUGACAGCUGUGCAGUAAAUAUGUCAUGCAGUGAGAGAGCAGACGCUGGAGGAAGAUACAAAACACAAGAGAGGCGCGGUGAAGAUAACAGCAUCUCUUUUAAAGCAGAGGUUGAACAUGAGACUCAGCGACAGUCUGCCAGUUGUUCUCCUAAGGCCAGGUGCUUGGCAGGUGUGCCUGUGAGGAGUUUUGACACGGUGUCCAUUGACAGUGACCUCGACUCAGUCUGCACGGAGCAAGUCAGGCUGCACAUCCACAGGCGCCCAGGAUGGCGCUCUCUCAUUCAGUCUGUCACAGGCAUGGAUGACUUCAGUAGCAACCAGAGUGAGUGUGACUCACAAACACAGGAAGACAGUGAUCCUCGACCUUCCUCCGUGCAAAGCUCUUUGAAUGGAAACAGAGACAACAGAAGUUCCUCUAUCCGUAGAUCACAGCGUAAUAAAAGAGAAACUCACAGACUCGUGUGCUCUUUGGAGGACAAGGACACAGAUGAGGAAAUGGAUCACUGGAGGAGGAGCUCAGAGAAGAUGCUGUCUGAUUGUGCCGAGACGAGAGAGCGGCUCUCUACACUCCAACAAAAAUGUCAGAAAGAGGAGGAGUCACUGCAGCUGAAGACGACUCAGGUAAAAGAUGCUGAGCGAGCUCUCUCCCAUCUUCAACAUAGAAGAAAGCAUGCCUUGCAGGAUUUAGAGCUUCUGAAAGUGGAGACAACAAAGAUGGACAAGGAGAAGAGGAGGCUGGAGUUUGUUCUGAGAGACCACCGAGCAGAGAAAGAUUCUAUAAGUUGCCAGUUGCAGGAAAUGCAGAGGCAGAAGAAAGCCUGUCCAGUCGAGCAGCCCCGUGUGGUCAUGACUGUGUUGGAGAGGGAGGAGAUGGACAGACAGCUGGAUUCGGCCAAAACAGAACUGUUUGCUGAGCAGAGGCGUGCACGAGAGAAGCUGGAGUCCAUGCAAGAAAAGUUGGAGGAGACUCGUGAGGAGCUGCAGAGGGUCACAGACGCAGAGAGCAUACUGAGGACCAGGUGUGCAUGUCUGGAGGAGAAACAAAUGCAGAAAAAGGAUCAGGUGGAGGGUGAAUAUAGGAUCAGAGUGGGAACCCUGGAGAAGAUGCUGGCUCAGAGGGAGCUGCAGCUGCUGGAUUUAAAGGAGCAACAUUUGGUCCUUAAAGCAGAAAGAGAUGGACUGAAGGGGGAGCUACAACGCUUACAAACUCUGCACUCCAAUGCACUGAAAGAGGCCCAGGAGCAAGUCCACAGAAUGACAGUCAAUAAGCAGAGUGAAGCAGAGAAGGCCGUCUCUCUCACACGGCACAUUGAGUCCUUGAAAAGUUCGAUCAAGCUCAGAGAAGAGGAGGUGAGGAAGCUGAGGGAUUCUCUGGAGCAGCAGAAGGAGGAUGCGAGUAACCGUGAAGAGGAGCUGCGUGUAGAAGCCUGCAGAAAGGUGCAUGAGGCAGUCGAGGAAGCGAGGAGGAAGUGGGAGGCAGAAAAAGUGGAAGCUUGGCAGCUGCACUGUGGGAUCCUGGAGGAGCAGAACAGAAAGCGACUGGAGAGCAUGCGGAGCGAGAAGCAGCGAGAGAGGAGCAAAACAUCGGCUCUUCAACAUAAAGUGCUUGAGCUAAAAACACGGGUGCAGGAGUUGGAGAGCGAGAGCAGCGUGCAGCAGAGAGAGCACGAGUCGUUGCUGGCUGUAAUUUGUAAAUCUCUGAAGGAGGAGCACCAGGCUGAGCUGCAGAAGAUGCAGACACAGAUGGCAGAGGAGAGUCAGAGGGCAGCGCAGCGGCUCGAGCAGGCUGUGCAGCUGGCAGAGAGAGAGGCUGACAGGCUCCGGCUGAUGCUUGAAGAGAGGGAGAGUGGCCAUCAUGAAAUCACAGCUGAGCUGGAUCAGCAGUUACGGCACUGCGCCCGGGCGCUCACAGCGGAGUGCCAACAUCUCCUCCUGUUAGUGGAGCAGAGUGGAGCCAAACAAAGUUCUGUGGAAAUAACCCCCAGCUCUACAGUAGCCGAGGCUUUAACAAACCUGCAGAAGCUAAGAGAGCGGUUGAAGCAUCUGAUACGUCAUCUAAACCAGCAGCUUGACACACAGAAAGAAACCAUCGAGCAGCUGAGGAAAGCCAAGGAGCGAGAACUGAGUAUACAGAGGCAACAGCUGAGGAUGGAGAGAAACCAGGCCAUGGAUUCACUAAAGGAGCGUCUCAUUCAGGAGCACAUCGAGGAGCUAAGCAGUCUGAAUGUGGCUCAUAUGUGUGAUGGAGGAGCUGAGGGAGGAGGAGGAGCAGCAGCGUCUCUGCGCAAACAGCUGAAGGCCAAAGACGUAGAGCUCAGACAGGUUCAGAGGAGCAUGGCUCAGUGGAAGGAGCAGACUGCAGCGCGUCUGGCGUGCAAGUUUGAGGAGGAGUUGACAUCUGAACUGGAGAGGUGCAAGAUAAAGUUGUUAAAGGGCAGAAAAACAUCAAAGACCCAAGAAGAGACUCCGAGGAAACCGAAGAGGCCGGACAAAGACGUGAUGCCUUGUGCCAAGGAGGUUCAGAUUCCAGUUUGCUCUCCCUCCCUCCACGCUGCUGCCUCCCACAGCUCGUCAGACGUCGCCUCAUUUAAGCUGCUCCGUUACCUCCAGAGCAGAGUGAAGCAGCUCCGUGUAGAAAACCAGGCCUACACCUCCACCCCCAAGUCUUCUAAUACAACCCCUUUAGAUCUGUCAGGAUCCUAUCUUACAACAAUCACUCAAGAUAUUUCUGGGAUUCAGAGCCUGUCGUCGAUCAGGACGGUCUCAAGCUGAGGACCUGAAACCUCUCUGUGAUAUAAAGUUCUCUAAAUCUGCAUUUAAAGCAGUUUUUUUUUUUGUUGUGGCCACAUAAAUAAAUCAUUUACUGUGCUGAAGAUAGCAGGUCACGGUGACAAAUGACACAUCUAAAGAUUUGGUCAUCAAGUUCACAUUCCUCUCAGAUUUUAUAGCUCAAGGUUACAGUGAGCUGAUAUGUGACAUUUUACUGAAGAUCAUGUGAGUUAUGUCACUUAAAAACCUCGUAAAGCUGAGAGUUCCCUUGUAUAAUCAUCAGUGUAACUGCAUUUCAAUUACACAAUAUUUAAAGUCCCAUAUAUAUUUCAGGGGAAUUAGAAAUGUGAUGUAAACAUUUGAAUGAGUCUAAUUAGGUCAUCUGAAUGUGACUUUAAAGCUCCUGAAACAGACUUGUCAAAAAAUACUUUUUCCACGAUUUUUAUGGCAAAGAUGAAUAAUGACCAGUGCUACAUUCGACUGUUAAAAGAGAACAGGAUCAGAUCAUCUAUAAAACAUUACUUAUGCAUUUAGAGGACGAAAUAAUCCAAGAGAUGAGAUACCGCUUUCUCCACAGGGUGCGCCAAAAUAUACUCAAACCAGAUCCAGUUCCUCACAGGGGCUUCAAUGCCAGAUUGUUUAAAAGGUGAUUCCCCUAUGAUCUAAAGCAGUGCUUCUCAACUGAUGGAGCCUCGGGACCCACCAACACCUCCUCAACUAGAAAUCAUGACCCAAAUUUUCAGAACAUCUUCAGAAAUGUCAAUCACUCAGAUUUAUUUAAUGAAAAAUAGUGCAGUUUAGACUUCAGGUGCAAUAAAUUGUGACAGAACAAAACAAGUACUUUUUAAAGUUGUAUCGUAGACUUUUUGCAACAUUUCCUUCUUUUUCAGGCACACAUUGGCGACGCACUUUUGGGUCCCAUCCCACCAGUUGAGAACGUCUGAUUUAAAGUGCAGUAUUUUAAAUUUCAGAACUAAUGCUGAGCUGAUAAAUAAAAUCAUCCUCAGUCAAGGCAAUUGAUUGUCUUUAAUCAACCUUAAAAUUAAAUAGGACAGUUAAUCAUUGUUUGUGUCAAAUAAAAACUGUAACUAAA